UUUCGAUUCCAGAAAUACAAUCGCGGCCAUUACGAAUAUACGCAACGUCAUAACUUCGGUAGAGGAAUUUUCGAAGACAACAGUGUAACGUGGCAUGAAUUCUCGUUUCGGUGCGUAGCACUCGCUUCGGUUCGACUAACGACCGAUUCACGAAAGUUACGUGCGUCUCUCGGAUUGUAAUCUAUGACAUGGAUUGCUGUUACGGAGUGUCGUGUACGAAAAUAUUCUAUGGCUAUUGAAUACUAGUCAUGAAUUUUGGAAGUGUAGAAUGCCCGUUGCGUAGGUCGAAAAUAACAUACGCCAAAGGCGGUAUUGAAUCGCGCCAUCUAGAUAUCGUUAGGAAGAAAUUAUAUUAGUGAGAGUUUGGAAAAACUUUUGAAUAUUGUUAUUACUUUUCCCGAUAAUGAGUAUGAUAAGGUAAAAAAUUGAUGAAUUUAAAGAAUUGGUAGCACGCACGCCAAUCGCAUUCCCGUCAAAUUCAAAUGCAACGGUACGAUACACCUUACGAUUAAAUCCACUUAACCUCAAUUUUUCGUAUGAAAAAUGAAUACCUGCGAUUACGAGAAUAUAAUUUCGUAUCUGUCUUAUGAAGAAAAUAAAAAAAUUCGAUCGUUUCUGAGGGAAGAACUGAAAGGCAUUUUUCAUUUUACGAACAAAUACGUGAACUUCGAAAGCCUGAAAAUAUCAAUUAAUUAUCGAACUUGUAAUAAUGGCAUCUCAUGCAUAUAAUAGUUGUGCGUAAAAUUAACCUAAAAGAGGAAUAACAAGUACUGUAAAUACAAGAUGCACAAGCAGCGUUACAAAAUGGAUUGAUUUACUUUUUAAUGAAUGCAGAGAUCGUAAGAGUUAGAAUUAUUUGCAAGUACGUAUGCAGAAUACGAUGCAAAAAAUUUAAGUUAUCGGAUCAAAGAUGCAGCACACUGAAGUUAAUAACAGGGAUCAUAACUAUAGCGAAGUGAAAGUAGAUAAUCUUCAACAUAGCGAUAGCAAUAUUCAAAAUGUGUUUGAUAACGAUAUUAAAACAUGUAAAUCAAACAAAUCGGCGUUAAUAUCGAACAAAGAAUCGUUCGGUCAGAUUAAAGAUAUAAACGAAUUGAAGAAGAUAACGCCUCGCGUAAAAUUAUUGGCUCACGAUGCUAAUAGCUUGAACGAGUUAACCAAAAUUUCUUUGCACAACAAAAUAUCUGCACAAAGAAGAUUAUCGCUACUGGAGCAAACUAAACAGGAGCUGAGGAAAUACUGUAGGACUUGUGCAGGUUUAAAGCUGCCGUUGGUCGACAUUUUUAGCGAGAAAGGUGUUCAAAUGAGAUUGAGUCAACAAAUUAAGCACUUGGAAGAAAUAAAUCCAUAUGAUAGUUUAUCGACUCAGAUGUGCAUGGACUGUAUCUGCGAUUUAAAAAUGAGUUACAAGUUUUUUAUGCAAAUUAAGAAAGCAGAGGUUAAAUUGAAAUCUAUUCAUAUUACUCUGACAGACACGGCGGCGAGAAAUCUAGAGGUAAACAAGAUACAAUCAAACGAAAAUGCGGAAAAUACAGAGAUGCUAAUAGACAAUUUUGAAGAGUAUAGUACAAUUAAUCCAUCUACUAGCAAAGAAUGCAAUGAACAAAUACAAAGAGAAAACGUCGCUUCGACCGUUUCACCGAAAGAAGAUGAAAAACCUUCGAAAGAAGUUGAAACGAUAAAUAUCGCCGAUGAAUCGGAAAAUAAAAUUGAAGUUGAGAUUUUCGAAGAUGUGAUGGUUGAACAUAACAGCGAUGAUAACGAAUCCAUAGAAGAGUUUGAUCCAGACGAUCCACCUUUCCAACCAGAUACUUCUGAUACCGCGGAAUCCGACGAUGAAAUAGAUGUACAAACACCGGUCGCGAGGAAGCGAAAUACAACACAGCAGAAAGAAAAUAUUCUGAAUCAGUGUUUACAACCAGUUUUCCUUUGUGAUAACAAUUCAGUCCUGGAUAACGAAAAUACAGAUUUUAAUCAAACGACAUACAAAUACGAUACAUCGCUGAAUGCAUACAUUAAAGUAGAAGACACAGACGGUAGUAAUUCUAAUUAUACUACCGAACCGUACAGCAUAUCUAAAUCUGAAACUAUAUAUAACAGCGAAAGUACAAAAGAAUCUUCAAAACAGCCAAACAUAUUAAAACGCAGACUUUUGUUGCAGACAAAGAAAGAAUCUACCGAGGAAACGGAUGAAACUACUUGUCAGUCUAAUGCCUCUGAUAAAAAUGGAAGUCAUAAAGAUGUUAAAGUACAAAAGUUAGAUUUACAUAAUCCCUUGAAUGUUAAUAGCAAUCAAGAAGACGGAAUCAUGUACGUUACCGUUAAAGGUUCUAAACCGAACGAAAUAUUAUUAGUUAAAGUUAAGAAAAUGGAUAAGCCGUUAGAAAAAAAGGAUGAGAAGUCGUUGAAUAAAAAAAACUUUGAUAUUAAGCCCAUGGAAAAGAUCUUGAAGCGUUACGAAACGUUAGUCACGAAAGAAAAAGAUUUAUUUCCCGAACGAACGAAAAAGUCUGAAAUAAGAGAACAGAUUAUCGAAGAGCAAAUAGAAGAGUACAAGAAAAAGCGGGAAAAGGUGUUGGGCGGGCAUGCUAAUAUUUCACUUCCUGUAAAACUCGAAGAAACUCAAACUCGUUACAUUAAGCGUAACGAGAGUCAGGAGACUCAAAGAUAUUCUAUACAUAUGGAAAACGAUUCAGUUGUAAAUACGCAACUCGAUAAAGACAGCAACGAUAGCAAUGUAACUAUUAUCAAGAUCGAAGACGACGAUUCGAAAGUUCUAGAGACAGUAAAAGAAGAAGAUAAGACCACUAAUGAAAAAGCAUGUGUAAAUACCGAGGAAUAUUUGUCACGUCUAGCAAAACUUAAGUUAAAAUGGGAAGAAGCAAAGAGAAAAAAAGAAUCUCUUCAGAAGGAACUCGACGAAUCGUAUACGGAAGGAAAUAUUGAAAAACUAACGAGAAUUUUGGGAGAAAAAGAAAAAAACUUACAGGAUUUUCAAGAUUAUUUAAAACAACGUAAAAUUGUGAUCACGAGACUAAAGGACGAGGAUAUCAUAUCACUCUACGAAGAUAGGAAUAACGCAGUGUUUAAAAAUAAUUUACCCGAUUUAAUAGACGAAAGUCAACCGGUGGAUUAUAUUCCGGAAGAACAUUAUUUGGAAUGCGAUUAUUGUCCGGAAACAUUUGCUUCCAAAGAGGUGCUCGAGGAACAUCUGAAGAUACACGAUUAUAAAAUUAUGCAUUUCUGCGAAGACUGUAUGGAAGAAUUUCCAACGAACAAGGCGAAAAGGAAUCACAAUGUGGUUUGCAUAAAAAAGUUAUUAUGUAAAUACUGCGACAUGAUACUAGAUUCGAAAGGAAAGAAACGUCAGCACGAACAGAAACAUUGCGACAGUAUGUACGGUCAAUUGUGCGAUGUGUGCGGUGAAAAAUUCAAGCAUCAAGGAACAUUAGAUCAACACAUAAAAACGCAGCACAUGAGUUGGGAGAAAAUAUUUCAGUGUCCGAAAUGUCCGAAGAAAUUUGCUUUCAAACAAAAGCUUAGCUUUCAUUUGAAAUCUGUACACACAACGUUGAGAGCCUAUUUGUGCGAAGAUUGCGGAGCGGAUUUCAAGAAUCCUGCGAGUCUUAGACAUCAUAGAAUACGUAAACAUCAACCGGUAGGGAAUAAAAGGGAGUGUCCAGUUUGCCAUAAGUUAGUACCAUUUUAUAGCCUUUCGAAGCACAUGCAUACUCAUAAAGCGUAUACUAUCCAGUGUCCGCACUGCGACAAAAUGUUUAAAAAUAGUUCAACUUUAAAGCAACAUGUCAGAAUUCACGAAGAUCAACGUCAAUAUCGAUGCGAUACCUGUGGCGUUGGUUUCAAUAGGCGGGAUGGUUUGAGAUUACAUAUGAGAGUGCACGAGAAAACUGACAGUAGAGGAUUAAAGGAAUGUUCGUGUCAGGUUUGCGGUGAAAAAUUUCCAAAUCAUUCGACGCUUGUUAUACACAGAAAUCGUGUUCACAAAGACGGUAGACAAUACACGUGUCAUAUAUGCAACAGAUCUAUGAUUUCGACUAGGUCGUUAGAGUGGCACAUGUCUCACAUACACAACGAAUCGCUUCCUGGAGUUGUUAAGGAAGAUGUGGAUGGAACGCCGGAAAAGAAGAGAGUAUCCUGCUAUCAUUGCAAUAAGACUUUCAAAACGGAAAUGAUUCUGAGGACUCAUAUUAAAAACACUCAUAUGGAGAAGGAUCCUAUGAAGUGUUUAGAUUGCGAAUUAACGUUUACUUCUGAAGUGAGAUUAAGACAUCAUAUGAUGAUAACGCAUAAUAGAUUAGAGGGAACUUUACCGUGUCCGCAUUGUCCAAAGAGAUUUGUAAAUCAGCUUAGGUUAAAAACACACAUGAUAUCUCACUCGGAAGAAAGGCCGUAUACGUGCGAGAUUUGUGGAUUUAAUUUAAAGACAAAGAUUCAGUUGAUCAAACAUCACCAAAAUAGACAUAGCGACGAAAGACCUCUGCAAUGUAGAUAUUGUCCAUGGAGGUGUAAACAAGUUAGCGCUCUUGUAUGCCACGAAAGAACGCAUACAAACGAGCGACCGUACUCUUGUAGCGUGUGUAGACAACGUUUUAAAUACUUAGGCGAUAAAAAUAAGCACGAAAGACGACAUGAAAGUUUAGGAGGCUCUGGCUUUAAAAGAAUAGUGCCCGGUCGGAAUAUUAAACCAAAAGUGAAAGAAGAUUCUUCCAGUUCCGAUCAAGAGCAGGAAAUGUUGGCUAAAGCAGAACCUCAGGGCUUAGAAGGCGAGUACGAAGAACAGACGGAUCAACAGUACGAGGAAGAGCAGAUAGUUAAGUUCGAAGAAGAACAGCAGAUAGUAAAGUUCGAAGAACAAGAAAUAGCGGAAGAAUACGAACAGGUCUAUGAACAGGAAUAUGAAGAGACCUCCAGAGAGGCUUCGGAUGCUGCAGAAGUCAUAAUGAAUAUGGAGGAUACUACCGUUUACACGGAAGAAGUGACUGCGGACAAUAUAGAGUCUGCAGAAAUAAUAGCGGAUGAAAUGAUGACAAACGAAAUACUACAAUCAGGACUACAACCAGGUGCUGUGGUUCAUUUGCAACAAGAAGAUGAUUCAGGAAAAAUACAAGUGAUCCCCGUCAUGUUGUCCUUGCCUGAUUUAUCUGACGCGAAUACAGAGGUCAACUUAGCUACAGCAUCUAUAAUGUAUAAUAAUUGAAUUUAAUAUCGCAUUCUGUGUGUGCGGUAUCCUUUGUAAAAAAAAAAGAAGUGACUUUUAAAGUUUUAUUGUGGUAAAUUAAAUCUUAAAGAAAAACUUUUCUUUUUAAUUGGGGAAAAUAAGUAGGGACUAAAUCACACAUUCCUGUAACUAAAAUUAUGGAUAUUCUAAAAUGUAAAUUUCGUCGAGGCAUGUGUAGGUUGCAAUUACUAAGAAUAUUAAAUAUACAUAUACCCAAAGGUCGUGAUAGUUUUUUGCUAUUAAACAGAAAAUUUUGUAAGAUUAUUUCGCUAUACGAAAAUACUUAUUAAGAUUGUAAAAAUGACGACAUAACAAAUUUAUCUUCGUAAUGCUUUUCAAUACAAAAUUUUCGUUUAGUUAUAAAUGAUAAAGAUAAAUAACUGUAUUAUGAUAUAAAGUAUUUUGUACAAAACUAUAAAGAAUGAACAUAUAUUUUACUUGAUAAUAACUAUAUAAAUUUCAUGGUAUCAAUAAAAUUGACAUGAUUCAUAACCAUGAGACUAUUCAUGAAAUAUGUCGUUCACGAUUCAUAUUCGAUUGAUUUAUUACUUUUACUAAUUACGUUCUUUUGCAAGUAUUUUUCACUUUUUAUUUGAUUAAAGCGUGAACAAAUAACUAAGUUUUUAUCUAUUGUAGAAAUAAUGCAUUUUAUAGUUAUAAAUUAUACUAAAUUAAGAGAAAAAUAUUUAAUACGAUUUUGGUAUUCUCCGCGUUUCUUUCUUUUGUAAUAUAUGUUCAUAUAACGUAACCAUAAAAAGAUAUACGAGUAUGAAAUUCUAUAAGUUUCUAAUAAGAAAUACAUUACAGAAUUUUAUACGUUAAAAACUGGAUGCUCAAAUGCUAUAGUUCAAGCAUUAUUUACGUAUAAUUUUUAUUAGUAGUAUUGUUUUACGAUGAUAUUUCUUUAGAUAACUAAAGUAGAAGUGAAGUAGAGAUAUUCGUGUUAAUUAUAAUUUCAAAAAAUAUAUAAGUACUAUCCUUAUUAUAAAAUCAUAUUGUAUUAUAUGCUUCAGUAAUUUUUAUAUAUACUUCAUUCAAGAAUUUAUUAAAUAAAAUUAUUCAUAGAAUAUUCUGUAAUUAAUUAAAUUUUAAACAGGAACAUUUCUUAUUUAUCAUGCACUGCGAUAAGUUACACACUCUCACAUUUUAGUUUUCUUUUUAUUACAAAACAAUCUAGUAUUUUAACUUUUAUUUAUUUUCUCAUAUCAUUGAAUUUUUGUCUGUCAAUCACAUCUGUAUUUUGUG
This is a messenger RNA of Hylaeus anthracinus, 6484 nucleotides long. RefSeq lists its product as uncharacterized. Gene Ontology annotation, biological process: regulation of transcription by RNA polymerase II. Gene Ontology annotation, molecular function: DNA-binding transcription factor activity, RNA polymerase II-specific; RNA polymerase II transcription regulatory region sequence-specific DNA binding; zinc ion binding. Lineage: Eukaryota; Metazoa; Arthropoda; Insecta; Hymenoptera; Colletidae. Gene Ontology annotation, cellular component: nucleus. The record is from RefSeq and is a predicted model, not a curated record. The coding region runs from base 911 to 5218 and encodes 1435 amino acids. The transcript has 4 exons.